AUUGAUGACGAUAUUUGGUACUGGGACCACGAAUCGCGUACGGUAUAUGGCCGCGUCAUUGCUAUCGAGCGCCUGGCCGAUGGUACACAAUUGCUCAUCAUCAAGCGACGCCAAGGGGGGGAAAUCAGCUUACCGUGGGUUUCGAUCCUUCCUGUUCCAGAUACUGAAUUGACGAGAAGCACAGGGCAGACACUGUUAACAAAAUAUAUCACUAGAUACCAACAUGUACACUGA
This is a messenger RNA of Schizophyllum commune H4-8, 234 nucleotides long. RefSeq lists its product as uncharacterized. The record is from RefSeq and is a predicted model, not a curated record. The annotation marks the transcript as partial. NCBI's taxonomy places the organism in Eukaryota, Fungi, Basidiomycota, Agaricomycetes, Agaricales, Schizophyllaceae. The transcript has 2 exons.